Sugiyamaella lignohabitans is the source of this 2853-nucleotide messenger RNA. It is a transcript of the gene VAM6, whose product is annotated as Vam6p. Bases 1 to 2853 code for a protein of 950 amino acids. NCBI's taxonomy places the organism in Eukaryota, Fungi, Ascomycota, Dipodascomycetes, Dipodascales, Trichomonascaceae. The record is from RefSeq and is a predicted model, not a curated record. The transcript has a single exon. Gene Ontology annotation, biological process: vesicle-mediated transport; endosomal vesicle fusion; intracellular protein transport. Gene Ontology annotation, cellular component: fungal-type vacuole membrane; cytoplasm.
AUGAUAUCGGCAUUUUCGGCUCUGCCGAUAGUGUCCUUGCCGUUAACAGAUAGGUCAAGGAUAACCAGCAUUUUUGCGAUAGGUGGAAGGUUAUUGAUCGGAUAUUCAACCGGCGUAUUACAGGUUUAUAACAUAUUGGAGCCAUUCUCACCAUCUUUACAGGCUUCUUUAAGUGCAACUUAUAAGAACAUAUCAACCCAAGCUAUUGAAAAGAUUGGGGCCAUCCAAGAUGCUGGUUUUUUGGUAAUCUUAGCCAACUCUAUGGUCAGUGUGUAUGAUUUUGAAACUUAUUCGCUGGAUGAGCAUCUUUCAAAAACCAAAGGAGCAACAACCUUUGCUACAAUUCAAGGACUAAAGGAGUUGGAUUCCGACCAACCAGGGGUACCAAUAACACUUUCCCGUUUGGUAGUAGCAUGUAAAAGAAAAUUGGUUUGUUAUGAGUGGAGGGAUACAGAAUUUAUCGAAUAUAAAGAGAUACAACUUCAAGAGACUAUCAAGAGUCUGUGCUUUGCUGAUAUCGAUAAUAUUAUAUGUGGGUUAUCGUCUGAAUUUAGUGUGGUUAACUUAGUAGCAAAUAGCAUUGCCACUGUGGUUCCAGAUGGCGGUGACAAUGCACCGUCUGCGGUGUCGGUUGGGAUGAGUUAUAUUGGAAUUGGAUCACGAAUGGCUCCCCCACUGUGCGUGGCCCUCGACAAUAGGUUAGCCAGCACAUUUGGUUCAGACAAUAAGUUUGGUAUGAAAGAGAUUCAAGAGAGGAAGGGUUCUUCGGCAUAUCUACCCGAUUAUGUAGGUUCACCACUGAUUACUCGGAAAAGUCUAUUAGUUCGCGACACACGGUCGACCUGUAUCGAUAGCGCAGGUAAGGUGGUCUCAGAUUAUCCUAACAUUCAAUGGCCAUCGGCUCCAAGAGUACUUGCAUUCAGCUAUCCCUACUUGCUGGAUGUAUUGCAAAAUGCGGUGGAAGUGAGGAAUCCAGCCACCACUACAGUCCUCCAGUCCAUACCCAUCGAGAAUAUAGACUUGAUGACGGAGGGAAAGUUGUUAUACAUGGCGUCAGCUAGACGGGUAUAUAGACUUCUGGCUGGUGACUACAAUCUUCAGAUUCAGAAGCUGACUGAUAAUGGAGAUUUGGUUGAGGCGAUUUCUUUACUUAGUCAGAUAGAAACUGUUCUUGUUAAAGAUAAAGAAAACAAACUUCGCCACCUUCAAAUCCUUCGUGCUCAAGAGCUAUUCAAGGAUAACAAAUUUGAAGAGGCUUUGCUCAUGUUCUCUGAUAUUUCUGCGCCCCCCAAUAUUGUUAUUAAUUUAUACCCCGACAAUUUUGUUGCAGAAGAUGAGAAUUCGACAAUCAAGAGUACGACAACUGAUUCUACUAAACAGCACAAUAUAUCAUCAGCAAGUAAUACUUCAGAUGGAGAACCUUCUAAUCUAUCGACUCAAUUUAAGUGGACCCAAAGAAACCUUACCAAAGCUGUUCGCAGUUUAUUGCCGUAUUUGGCAGACACAAGAAGAAAAAUAUCCAAGCUUGAAACGUCUCAGGAAAGAGUUAAAUAUCAUGGUUUUGAGCUUUCUGAAGAGAUCUAUGGUGAUUUGACUGUUGCUGCUGGACUGGUUGACACAACUUUGUUCAAGUGUUACAUGCUUAUAAGCCCUUCCUUAGUGGGCCCAUUAGUACGGGUCGCCAAUCACUGCGAUCCCGUUGUGGUAGAACAAAAGUUGUCUGAAGUCGGAAAAUGGAAAGAUUUGAUUGAUUUUUAUUUUGGGAAGAAGAUGCAUAGGGAAGCGCUCAAGCUUCUAGCAAAACUUUCCGGAGACGAUAAUACUGAUUCUAAUUUAUUGUCUGGACCAGAACCAACUGUACAAUAUCUUCAAAGAUUGAACAAUGAAUAUCUUGAUGUCAUAUUUGAAUUCGCUUCUUGGCCCAUUUCAGUCGACAAGCAAUUUGGACGGGAUAUAUUUUUGGAGGACUCGUCGGAAUCUCUUUCUCUUUCACGGCCCAAAGUAUUCAAAUAUCUACUAGCAUUACCGUCUCAUGAUCUCUGUAUUGAGUAUUUGGAAUACUUGGUUAGUGAAUUGGGUGAGACUCUACCUCUGUUUCAUAACAACCUAGCCACUCUUUAUAUUAGACGUAUAGAGGGUGGUCGGGAAGAUGAUAUUCCCAAACUGAUGACAUUUUUGUCAACAUCUUCCUAUUACAAGGUUGACAGAAUACUGAACGAGAUUGAUGAGAAUAAUUCAAAGUUUCAUGAAGCUCGUGCAAUACUAUAUGGCAAGCUGGGGCAACACUUAGAGGCCCUUCAAUUAUAUGCACUCGAAAUUAAUGACCAGAUAAAAGCCAGGAAAUAUUGCGCGGAUGUCUAUGAAGCAGACAAAAACCAGGGCCAGAAUUGUUCGCAUAUGUUAUUUGAACUGUAUUUAAAAGAUACGAGUCAGAAUAGGCAGAACAUACUAGAUUUGUUAUCAUCUCAAGGACCGCGAAUGUCCCCUAUCAAGGUUUUAUCCCGGCUCCCUGCCGACUUCAGCUUGAGUGAAUUAGACCAUUUCUUGCAAUCCCAGUUGAGAACACUGACGAGUGAAGCGACAUCUGAAAGAGUUGAUGCUUCUUUAUCAAGGGUACACUUGAUCCGAACUCAAGAACAAUUAUUGGAGUUGACCCAAAAAAGUACUACUAUCACCAAUCAUCGAACUUGUAAAUUGUGUAAGAAACGUCUGGGACACAGCGUUAUAUCGAUAUUCCCGAACGGCGUAGUUGUUCAUUUUGGUUGUCAAAAAGCAUAUCAGGACAUGCUACGACAAGAGAGUGAAAAAUCCGCCCCACUAAGUCUUAGUGCUUAUAAAAAGUCUACUAAAUAG